AGCCAAAAGCAGCGGUUAAAAUUUUCCUUUUCUACUUUCCUCUCUUAAAGAAACAAAAUGCACAGUACAGUGUCCGAAGAGAAGAUGGAGUUGGUUAUGGAUGCCGAGCUUUCCUUCAAGCUUCUUCUCUCCUGCCCGUUCGGUCUCUCUCCAUCGCAGGUAUCCGUGGAAUUUGACGAAUCGUAUGAUAGGAUUCCUCAUCCGGAUGUUAAUUUGGAAAAUUCUAUUGCCGAGAUAUGGGAUCAGAGAUUACGGGGAAAUUCAUCAUUGUACAAUGGCAAAAAGUUCAGGUAUGGAGGAUAUGUUCUACAUGGUGAUGGUGAUAGAUCUGAGAAAGAGUCUUAUGUAUGCCUCCACCUUGGUUUAACCGAUUAUAGGACCUUUGUAGGUACAAAUUUAAAUCCUUUGUGGGAUAAGUUCCUGGUUCCUUCAGAAGAUGACACUAUAAGGUGUCAACACACCUCAAAUCCACUGGGUAAUGGUGCUGUUGUGGAGACAGCUGAUGGCAAAAUAGUUGUUCUACAAAGAAGUGAUAAAGUAGGAGAAUUUCCUGGACAUUUUGUUUUCCCAGGGGGCCAUCCAGAGCCUGAAGAAGUUGGUCUAGCAAAUCAUGAGCACAGCAAGGACUUGACAGAUUCUGAGCAUGUCAAUAAGAAGGUUUCUCAAGAGAUGUUUGACAGUAUCAUUCGUGAAGUAGUUGAAGAAAUUGGAGUCCCCAAAAAAUCACUUUGCAAUCCACUUUUCCUCGGUAUAUCUCGUAGGGUGUUGAAUGUGAGACCUGCGGCUUUUUUCUUUAUCAAAUGCAGUCUCAAGUCAGAAGAAAUUCAACAAUUAUAUUGUAGUGCACAAGACAGCUAUGAAUCAACACAACUUUAUACAGUAUCAAUGAUUGAGUUGGAAGACAUGACAUUGAACAUGCCUGGAUGUCAUCAAGGUGGAUUUGCUCUGUAUAAACUAAUGGUAGAAGCUUCAAAAAAUAACUGAAAGGAGAUCAUGAGUGCUGAUGACUUGAAGUUUCAGAAAUAUUAUUAUGGCUACCAGUCUCUUUAAUUGGUACCUAUUCUGCUGCUGACGGAAAAAAACAGAAUUGAAGGCAUUGUUUUUUUUUCUUAGAUGUCUGCAAAUAAAAGGCAUGAUUAUGCAAUGUAUUUAUUAAUCUUUGCUACCUGAUGUCAUAAGCGCGUCCAAUAAAUGUUCUUGUUUAUUAAUCAAGAUAAUUUUAAAUUUUUAAGUGAUUGGCAUGAUAUUCAGCA
This is a messenger RNA of Carica papaya (papaya), 1253 nucleotides long. It is a transcript of the gene NUDT9, whose product is annotated as nudix hydrolase homolog 9. Gene Ontology annotation, molecular function: GDP-mannose hydrolase activity. NCBI's taxonomy places the organism in Eukaryota, Viridiplantae, Streptophyta, Magnoliopsida, Brassicales, Caricaceae. The record is from RefSeq and is a predicted model, not a curated record.